Messenger RNA from Gracilinanus agilis (Agile Gracile Mouse Opossum), 2130 nucleotides. Its product is annotated as macrophage-expressed gene 1 protein-like. Lineage: Eukaryota; Metazoa; Chordata; Mammalia; Didelphimorphia; Didelphidae. The coding region runs from base 1 to 2130 and encodes 709 amino acids. The transcript has a single exon. The record is from RefSeq and is a predicted model, not a curated record.
AUGGCCCUGCUCCUGGGCUCUCUGCUGAUCCUGCUGGGGCUGAGGCCGGCCAUGGCUUCCAGGAUCUCCGGGUUCCAGGCCUGCAAGGGAGCAGCCUCGAGCUUGCCGGUGCUCGGAGUGCUGCCCGGAGGCGGCUGGGACAACCUUCGCAACCUGGAGCUGGGGCCGGUCUUGAGGCGCAACUACUCGCAGUGCCGCGUCACGGACGACCGGGAGUACUUGAUCCCGGACCAGGCUCACGUGGUGGCCCGCCGGGAGAGCGUGCUGGAGACCCACUCGGAGAUCAUCCGGGACUGGCGCUCCUACACCGACGCCUUCGCCGUCACCAUCAACGCGGAGGCCUCCUUCCUGUCCGUCCUCAACGGCAAAUUCUCGGCCGCUUGCCAGCGGAGCAAGGUGCACUCCGUGUACGACGAGACGGUCACCGCCCGCGUGCAGGCCCGCCAGCACAUCUACUCGCUGGCCGCGCAGCCGCCCUGGGUCUUGGAGGAAGCCUUCCGGCAGCAGCUGCUGGACAUCAGCGAGCACCUGGAGAACAACCGCAGCCAGCAGGCCAACUACCGGGCCGAGCUCUUGGUGCUGGCCUACGGCACCCACGUCCUCACCGAGGUGGAGGCCGGGGCCAGCCUGAUGCAGGAGGACCAGGUGAGGCGUGCCUUCCUGGAGGACAGCUCCGUCAAGAAGGUGGGCAUCGCCGCUUCCGCGUCGGCCAUCUUCUUCAGCCGCAUCCAGGUGGGAGCCAACAUCACCGGGCAGGUCCAGAACCAACAGCAGUGGGAGUACAUGAAGAACACGGUGAGCUCCAAGAUCCAGAACCACGGCGGGGAGCCCUUUUACCCUGGCAUCACCCUCCAGAAAUGGCAGCAGAGCAUCCGCAACAGGCUGGUGGCCAUCGGCAGGUCAGGACUGCCCCUGCCCUUCUUCAUCACGCCCGAGGCGCUGCCGGAGCUGCCGGUGCCCUCCGUGAGGCGCCUGGCUCUGACGGUGCAGAACGCCAUCCACCAGUACUACGCGGUCAACACCUUCCCGGGCUGCUUGCAGCCCAAAGCCUCCAACUUCAACUUCCAGGCCAACGUGGACGACGGCUCGUGCGAGAAAGCGAAGAAUCGCUUCACCUUCGGGGGCGUCUUCCAGAGGUGCCAGCCAGUGUCUGGGAAGGGUGCCGAGACGUUCUGCCGAUCCUUCCGUAUCCAGAACCCCUUGACCGGGAUCGCCUCUUGCCCCUCCAACUACACCGAGGUGCUCUUGGCCAGCGAGCUGCGGAGCAGCAACGUGCCCAAGAUGGAGUGUCGGAAGCAGUGCAACUCCUGCUACUGGCUCUUCCAGUGCUGCAAGCACAUCUGCGGCGAUUACUUCCACCCCAGCGUGGUGAGCGUGUCCGCCUACUGGUGCGCUCCCACCAAGAGCCCCGAGCUCUCCAAGCCCGGCUUCCUCUUUGGGGGACUGUACACCAAUACUCAGAAGAACCCGCUUACGAAAGCGCAGACGUGCCCCACCUACUUCUACCCCCUGGUGCUCUUUGUAGACCUCAAAGUAUGUGUCAGCAGCAACUAUGAGCUGGGCAAAACCUCUGCCAUUCCCUUUGGAGGCUUCUUCAGCUGCCGUGUGGGCAACCCUCUGGCUGGCCUCCUGAAGGGGCAGAGCCCCGGGAUGCUGAAGGAGAUCUUUUAUCAGGCCAGCACCACGGUGUACCCCAUGAAAUGCCCCCCUGGCUACAGCCAGCACCAAGCCUAUCUCAGUGAAGGGUGCCAGAUCCUCUAUUGCCUCCAGGCAGGAUCUCUAUUUGCCCAACAGCUGGCCCCCAUUCAUCUGCCUCCCUUUCUCCGACCGCCUCUGCUAAAUGAAAGCUCCCUGGAGGAUUCAGAUGCCAACAAGGUCUCGAGGAGGUCGAGCCUUGGCAGAGCCAGUCAAGAGGCCUUGGACUUUGGGGACUUUGAGUAUUCAGGACCCAGUAUGUGGGCUGUUGCUGGAAUCUGGAUGACCCUAGUGACUUCGCUGGUGAUUGUUGCUGGGGUGAUUGUCUGGAUUAUCAGAUACUACAACAAGAGGAAAUAUCUGGGAUUGCCAGUAAGAUAUUCGGGUUCAGAUCAAGGAAUGACUAUGGAGGAGCCCCAAAUCAGUCUGGCAUGA